AUGACGACUUCGUCUCAGUCGUUGUUUCGUCGGCUUACGCCGUACUUCUCGGCCCGGAUUCGACAGAACUACCGGCUUCUCAGCUCAGCGCCGGCAUCGUCCUCGGCCCUCCGCGAACCUCAACCAACACCUUCCUCAUCGGAGUCUCAUUCUCUCGAUGUCGUUCAUUUGACCGACAGUUGCGUUCGGAGGAUGAAAGAGUUGCAAGCCAGUGAGGCUAAUGGAAAGUUACUGCGCUUGAGCAUUGAAGCUGGCGGAUGCUCUGGGUUCCAGUAUAACUUCUUACUUGACGAUAAGACCAAUGAUGAAGACAGAAUUUUUGAGCGGGAUGGAGUUAAAUUGGUGGUUGAUAAUAUUUCAUACGACUUUGUGAAAGGCGCAACUAUUGAUUAUGUAGAGGAGUUGAUCCGAUCUGCUUUUCAGGUGUCCGCAAAUCCAAGUGCUGUGGGUGGCUGCAGCUGUAAAAGCUCCUUUAUGGACAUAUCUGUAUAUGUUUCUUUUACUUUGUAUAGACUCUCUUUUGAGUUUCGAGGAAAUUGUCUGAGCAUACGAGUCAUAUAUAUGGAAGCUAUACCAUACCGACCUGACCCGUCAUCUCAACCCCUCACUUUUCAUAUGCGGAACCCAAUCCUGAUUCUGUCCUGUCGAUUCUCUUCUGUUUCGAUUGCUUCAUUGCUUUUUCAGAACUAUGCUUCAAAUCCGUCUGAUCUUGAUUCUCUAACAAUGGCAGCUCUGAUUCGAGGGCAAUUUUACACUACUCUAUGUCUUGUUUUGAGAUUUGGUUUCAAGUUCAGGGUUUAA
Fraxinus pennsylvanica is the source of this 801-nucleotide messenger RNA. The record is from the annotation of a GenBank genome assembly. Lineage: Eukaryota; Viridiplantae; Streptophyta; Magnoliopsida; Lamiales; Oleaceae.